CCCUUUUCCUCUCCCCCCCCCAUGCAGGCCUCCGGUGUCGCUGUCUCUGAUGGAGUUAUCAAGGUUUUCAACGACAUGAAGGUGCGCAAAGCGUCCACUUCAGAGGAGGUGAAGAAGCGCAAGAAGGCGGUGCUUUUCUGCCUGAGCGAAGACAAGAAGACCAUCAUCCAGGAGGAGGGGAAGGAGAUCCUGGUGGGGCAGGUGGGCGACACCAUCGAUGACCCUUACCUGCAUUUUGUCAAGAUGCUGCCAGACCGCGACUGUCGCUACGCCCUCUACGACGCCACCUAUGAGACCAAGGAGAGCAAAAAGGAGGACCUUGUCUUCAUCUUUUGGGCGCCUGAGUCUGCCCCCUUGAAGAGUAAGAUGAUUUAUGCCAGUUCUAAGGAUGCCUUGAAGAAGAAACUCCCAGGGAUCAAGCACGAGGUACAAGCAAAUUGCUUUGAGGAAGUGAAGGAUCGCUGCACCCUGGCAGAGAAAUUAGGCGGCAGUUGCGUCAUCAGCUUGGAGGGGAAGCCCUUGUAAGCCCCCCCCUCCGCCCUUCCCCCUGUCGUGCCAGCGUCUCCGGAGCUUCCAUGUUAAUGGCCCUGUGCUACCAUUUUUGGGGUGGGGUGGGAGGGAUGUGGGGUGGGUUCUCCUUUUUAGUUACGUUCCGGUUUUCUGCCUUCUCAUCUAUUACUCUCUCCCCCCCCCCGUGCUCCCCUCCUGUUUCAAAGAAAAAGGGCAGGCGGCCACUGACCUUGCGGCUGCCCUUGAAACUUGCCAAACCAGCUCCAGCGGCCUCCUUCCUUGUCCCUUUUCCCUGCCCAGCUGUUGAGGCGACAUUCCUUGGGGGGGGGCUUCCCCCUCCCACUUCUUGGCUGCCUCCUUUUACUCUGUGGGACCACCUGCUUCCUCCAUUCCAGCUGUGGGACCACACGUGGCCUGGGCUCUGCUCCUGGCCACAGUUUUUGGAGAGGGGGAGGAGGAGGAGGGGGUUAGGAUUUUUUUAAGGCAGGGCCCCUCAUUCCAGAAUCUCAGUCCCAUCAUUCCUGGUGUGUAAAUUCUUUUUAUUGGUCGGUCUCUCUCGCUCUGUCUUUUUUUUCCUUCUCCGUAUGUGUGUUUUGGAAAAAAAAACGAUGUGGGAUGGCAGCUGCGUUUCCUAGCCUUUCCCCUCCCGAGACCCUGCUCUCCCCUCCUUAACUGCCAUAGUGGCUUUGUGCUUGUCCGUAGUACUGUGUAUAAAUGAGAUAUUGUGGAGAUAGUUGCACCCAUCUCAAUGUCGAGGGUGGAAUUAACAAAAAUAAUGGAAGCAGCACCAGUUACCUUCAAUAAAUAAAAAAAAAUU
Messenger RNA from Pogona vitticeps (central bearded dragon), 1327 nucleotides. The record is from RefSeq and is a predicted model, not a curated record. NCBI's taxonomy places the organism in Eukaryota, Metazoa, Chordata, Lepidosauria, Squamata, Agamidae.